Molecule: messenger RNA, 1532 nt
Organism: Lolium rigidum
Lineage: Eukaryota; Viridiplantae; Streptophyta; Magnoliopsida; Poales; Poaceae
Product: myricetin 3-O-rhamnoside 1,2-glucosyltransferase UGT709G2-like
Exons: 1
Coding region: 75-1532 (485 amino acids)
Molecular function (GO): UDP-glycosyltransferase activity
Source: RefSeq, a predicted model, not a curated record
UUUCAGCUGCCUACUGCGGAGACAGGCGAUCGAGUUAGUGUUGGACUUGGCACAGGAGCCCGCGACGAUCGAAAAUGGUGGCUCACGUGCUGGUGUUCCCGUGCCCGGCGCAGGGCCACAUCAACUGCAUGCUCCACUUCGCCGCGGGCCUCCUCGACGCCGGCUUCCACGUCACGUUCCUCCACAGCGACCACAACCGACGGAGGCUGGGCCUCGCCGCCGCAGGGGCGGAGGCUAGGUCGCCGCGGCUCCGGUUUCUGUCCGUGCCGGACGGCCUCCCCGACGACCACCCCCGCUCGGCGGGAAAGCUCCUCGAGUUCAUGGAGUCCAUGCAGACGCACACGAGCGUCGCCUACCGCGCCCUGCUCGCGUCCCUUCGCGCGGGUGCGCCAGGCCGCGACGACGGGUUCCCUCCCGUGACAUGCGUCGUCGCCGACGGGAUACUGCCGUUCGCGAUCGACGUCGCGGAGGAGCUCGGCGUCCCGGCGAUCGCCUUCCGCACGGCCAGCGCGUGCAGCUUCCUCGCCUACCUGUCCGUGCCCGGCCUCGUGGAGCUCGGCGAGGUCCCCUUCCCGGCAGGCGCCGACCUCGACGCGCCGGUUCGCGGCGUCCCGGGAAUGGAGGGCUUCCUGCGCCAGCGAGACCUUCCGAGCUUCUGCCGCGGCCACGCCGAGGACGGCGGCCUCGACCCCAUGCUGCAGAUGCUCCACGAGUUCACCGCGCACAGCAGCAAUGCUCGGGCGCUCAUAUUCAACACGUCCGCGUCGCUGGAGCGGUCCGCACUCGCGCACGUCGCGCCGCUCAUGCGCGACGUGUUCGCCGUCGGCCCUCUCCACGCCAUGUUCCAGGCGCCGGCGGCCGGCGGCGCCUUGUGGCGCGAGGACGACGGCUGCACGGCGUGGCUCGACGGGCACGCGGACCGGUCCGUCGUGUACGUGAGCCUGGGGAGCCUCGCCGUCAUCUCGCUGGAGCAGUUCACCGAGUUCCUGUCCGGGCUCGUCAGCGCCGACCACCCCUUCCUGUGGGUGCUCCGUCCGGACAUGGUCGGCGAGAGCCAGAACGCCGUCCUACAGGAGGCCAUCAAGGCGGCGGGGAGAAGCAAGGCCUGCGUGGUGGACUGGGCGCCGCAGCGGGACGUGCUUCGGCACCGUGCCGUGGGGUGCUUCCUGACGCACGCCGGGUGGAACUCCACGCUGGAGGUCGUCACCGAGGGUGUGCCGACGGUGUGCUGGCCGUUCUUCGCCGACCAGCAGAUCAACAGCCGGUUCAUAGGCGAAGUGUGGAGGACAGGGCUGGACAUGAAGGACGUGUGCGAGAGGGCCGUCGUGGAAAGGAUGGUGAGGGAAGCCAUGGAGUCCGAGGAGAUAAGGAGGUCCGCUCAGGCGCUGGCGCUGGAGGUGAGGCGGGACAUUGCCGAGGGUGGCUCGUCCAAGGAGGAGUUCAAGCGGCUCGUGGGCUUCCUCAACGAGCUUAGCCUCAGCAGUCAGCACCAAGGCGCCACCAGUUCCAGAAUCCAGAUAAGGAAAUAUUAG